CAGCACUGGAGAUGAUGGGGGGGUGCUGGAGUGUGUCCAGAAGAGGAGACCCAUGCUGGGGCUGGGAGGAGGCUGAGGGCUCUGGGUUUGUCUGGUUUGGAGAGAAGGAGGCUGAGGGAAGAACCUUAUCCCCCUCUGCAGGUCCCUGAGGAGGGGGCAUAGAAAGAGAAGUGCUGAUCUCAAAGCAGGGCCAGGGGAGGUUCAGGAUGGACAUCAGGAAGUGUUUCUUUCUGGAGCAUACAAUCAAAUACUGCACCAGGCUUCCUGGAGAGGUGGUUGAUGCCCCAGGCUGCCAGUGCUCAAGAGGCAUUUGAAGAAUGGUGUAACUCUAAGGCAGCCCUGAACUGGUCAGGCAGUUGGAUCAGAAGAUUGUGCUAAGUUCCUUCCGGCUGAACUGUUCUGUUCUAACAUGGAGGGUUUUGUUGGUUUUGGGGUUUGGUUUUAUGUGCUACAGUCUGUUCUGUAAUUUAUGGUUUGUUGUGCAAACCCACAUUGUCACUCUUGUGCUACAGAGGACAGUGAGUCAUUCAUCUUCUGGCUUAGUUGGUGUUUGCUAGUCAUGUCCGUAUUUACUGAUAUGUGUCACUCUUAAGCCAGGCUCUCUUGUAUCCAAAUAAAGCAGGUGGUGAUAAGAAAGAGCAGGGGAUUUUCUGAAGAUGGAUAGUGUCACUAAUCUGACAACCUUUUACAACCAACAGAUGUUUUCUGUCAACAUGGGCAGAACAGGGGAUGUUAGCAAAGCCUUUGACGCUCUUUCCUACAAUCUUCUCCAGGCUACACAGGGAUUUGAGCUGCCUGGCCUAAUGGAAAGUGGCCUCUGCUCAUGGCAGGGGGACUGGAACAAAAUGAGCUUUUCCGACCCAAAACCAUCCUGUGAUUCUCCUGGACUGCCUGGGUGGGCUGUGGGACAGGUAAUAAGCUGGCUCAGGCUGUGCUCAGAGGGCACCAAUUGAUGGAUUUACUCAGGUGUACUGGUUUGGGAAGCCUUGCUGGAUGGCAUGAGAGUGUAGGAAAGGUGAAGUCUUAUGCAGUAGCUAUCUUCUCCACUGCUUUUUGGUGAUGUUGGCUCUUCCACAGAGCAGUAAAAUAAAUGUCCCAUCCAGAGCCUUGUUCUUCAAAGAAAACCCAUCCUAAAGAGUGUUUUCUUCUGUUUUAAGGCAGAACACAGUCUCUCCCAGGCUGCACACUGUCAGAUUGCACUAAGGAUGCUGGCCUGUGCUCGGCAAUGUGUUCCAUUGCCCUUCUCAGUACAGUUCUAAGAUCACACCUCUUUCAGCUUGGCCACAUGGAUGCUUUUGACAGAAAUACCUCCAUGGCCUGCCAGUAUCUAAUCCUGCUCCCCAUUCUUGUCCAUUCACCCGUUUCUUUCCACUAUGACACACUCCCCACCUCUCCCUUCAUUCCUCAGGAUGAGUCAGAGAGGAUCCGAUUGUUCUCUUCUGAGGUGAAGCAAAGUGAACAAUGCCAUCAUUUUCAAAGAGGAAGAAUUUUGUAAUGGAAAUGGUGGUCAGGCAUUGGAAGGGGGUGCCCAGGGAGGUGGUAGAGUCCCCACACCUGGAGGUGUCCAAGGAAUACCUGGACAUGGCACUGAGGGCUCUGGGCUGAUUACAAGGUGGGGAUUGGUCAGAGGCUGAAUUCAGUAGUCUUGGAGGUCUCUUCCAACCCAAAUGGUUCUGGAAUUCUGUGGCUCUGUGAAAGGAGAAGACAGCCUGUACAACACAGCCUGUGCUGCUUGAGUGUGGGGUGCUGAAAAAAUAUGGGAAGUCGACGAUGCCGUUGGAAAAGAAAUAUGCAGGAUUUGCUUUCUGCCAGGACAGGCUGUUGCAGCUAGUUCUUUCUGGAUCAGGCUGUUUAUAUUUUCUGCCUUUUUCCUACACCAUUCUUUCUUUUUUUUCCCCUAAACUACUGACCAUCACUGUGUAAAAUGCAGACUUUUUACAUGAAAGGCUCUUUUUGGGAAGCAGAACUUUCCAUAAUUCUCCUUUUCAGCUGUGUACAGAGAGGGUGCUUGGGAGGGAAACACACAACCCUGUGCUGUGGCUGGGGAAGUUCUGGCACGGCUCCAUUUAACCAUCUUCCUUACAUGUGAAGAUCCUAAAGUUCCAUGUAAGUUUUACUGUUUCACUAAACAAUAGAGCAGUUCCCUGAGGGCAUACAAGGGAGGAGUUGGUGCAGGGUUAUUUUAUAAUAUCUUUCCUAGACUUCACUUCUGUGUUCUCAGUGAUGCUUUCACAUAAUGGUGCAUUGUUGUUUAUAGGAGGGAGAGAGAGGGGGUGUGUGUAAUUUUAGAAAUAAUAAUUGUGACAGGAAUUUCUAAUUCAAAAUUCUAAUUUUUCUGAGAUAGACUUAAAUACUAGAAUGCUGUGGAUGCUCCACACUUAGAGCCAGUGGACCAGUGGUGUGGUUUUGCCUCUCUCUGUACAGGUUUAUGGCUGGGAUGGAGUUAAUUUUCUUCACAAUGGCUGGUCUGGAUCUGUGUUUGGAUCAGCGAUGGAAGCACAGGAAUGUUGUAGAUGUUGCUGAGUGGUGCUUGCACAACAUCAAGGUCUUCUCUGCUCUUCACCCUGCCCCACCAGUGUGGGGCUGGGAGGGGGCUGACCCUGACUGACCACAGAGGUCUCCCACACCACAGGAGGCCACAAUCAGCUAUAAAAGCUGGGGAGGAAGGAGCAAGGGGGCUGUUCCCAAAUCACCAUUCCACAUGAUGGAGCCCAGCUGUCCUGGGAUGGCCGAACACCCGCCUGUGGUGGGAAGCAGGGAGUGAAUUCCUUUUGGUUUGCUUGCAUGUGCAGGUUUGCUUUACAUGUUCAACUGCCUAUAUCACAACCCAUGAGUUUUUGCAUUCCACCUACUGAUGCCUCCCCAUCCCACUGCGAGGGCCUGACCCCCAACAGGAAGCAGAGGCAGGAUGGAGUGAUGAAUCCCACCCCAGCUGGCUAAUCCUGUAUCACCUGGCUGCCCUUCCCUGCCCAGUCUCUGAGCAACCCACCUCCACAUGAAGACAACUAUUCGUGCCUGGCACCGUUUUUUUUUUUUUUUUUGCCGUAACCAAAGCUGACAAUUCGUGUACAGCACCCCAGGAGAGAGCAAUGAAUCAAUUGUAAAAGUGUAAAAAAUGGGCUUUUGUGAUCCAUGGGCUCUACCAGCUCCUGAGUGAGAAAUGGCACAGCUGACGUGUGUAAUGUAACAGGAGAGAGGUGGCUGAAACGUGCCCCCCCUGCCAGCAGCAGCUGGUGCUAUGCCAAGAGUAACCCUAGAAAUUCUCCAUAAAAGAGCACAUUGACUCAGGUUCUACCAAGAAACUCAAGCAAAGCAACCCUACACCUUGCUAAUCUCUGCAUCUUGGUAAGCACUGGAGUUGGGGCUGCUCUGGGGAAGCUGUGAUUUAAAAAGAAAUGCUGUGUAUUUGGGUGCUCUGGAAAUGUAGCAAGGUAGGUGAAGGAUCCUGGAGUGCUGAGGAUUUGGCUGCUAGUGGGGUGCAUUGGGCCAACAGCAUGCAAGGGUUAGAAGGGUGGCACUGUGUGUGGGGAGGGAAAGGGGACACCAGGAGGUGCAUGGAACAUUAAAUAGCUAUAAAAAACCAAAGUAACAACUCAAUCCCCCCCUAAUCCAGGCUGGGAGAUGGGUACACUUUGUGUUACCCUAAUGUGGAGAGCAUUGGCUACAUCCUGGUAUCACCCACCUCCAGACCUGCAGGACAGAUUCUGCUCUCCCAGAGCAAACUGCAGCCAUCAAACCCAGUUUGUGAAGUGAAAUCUAAAAUUCCUGCAUAAUACGAAUUGUAACAGUUGUUAAUAACACCAGAGAAAAAAACAUAAAAUAAUGCUUUAGGGGCAAGAUUUCUCCUUCCCAAGGCCUGGAUACAGCCACAUCUGUUAAGCUCUUAACCUCCAGCUACAAUAAUUGCAUUUUUUACCAAAAUGUUUGAAGUCUAAAUGUUAUAAGGGGAAUUUUCCAUAGGUGAACACCAUUCCUAUUUUGCUGUUGUUCAUGGUUUGUCCUUGCCAAAUGUGUCUGGCAGCCAAUUCCUGUCCUUACCAGCAAGAAGCAGAUAAAAGGGACAGCAGGCACUGAGCAUGGUCCCUGGGUCCUACUGUGAGCCCCCAGCACCUCCCUCCUACAGCCAGGAGAGAAAGGGUUCAAUCCCCCUCUAAGGAAUCCUGAUUAAACCUUUCCUCCCCGGCAAAGCUGCUGUGAACACUGUGUCCCGAGGCAGCAACACAUACCUGUGUUGAUGUCCUACCAUACCAGCACUUUUCAUGGCUUAUUAAUUAACUCCCACCCACUCCAGGAAACACCUAGCCCCUCCCUUUGUCCUCACCUGUCCCAGCCAUUUAUAGCAGUGAAGGGAUGCUAGAAAUAGAGACGUGGUCACUAAGAGCCAGAGGAGACAAACAGGCACUGGAGUCGAUUUGCAAAGGAGAUAUUUCCCAGUUCUCAGCAGCAUGAAAAGCUCUGGGUACACUCCAAGGUAAGGGCAGAGGGAGCUGAGUGCUCGGGGUGCCAAACUAAAACUUGCUUUGCAGGAAGCUCUGGUUAAGUAAUUUCUGGAAGUUGUUAAUUACCUAAUAGAGUUAGUUACAGUUUACUCCAGGGAAGGGAUUCAUUUUGCCGUUAGUAUUUCUUGCCUGUGUUCCAGGUCUUUUAAUUGAAAAGAACCUUGUUAGCUUUUAUGCAGAUGUCUGUUAUUUUCAGCUUAAGCCGAAGGAACAAGAAGGGGAUCCCAAGCCUUAAACUAUCUAUAGCUGGACCUGUAAGAGAGGUAGUUCUCCGUGUUUUCUUCUGCAGAGGGGAGAUAGCCCAGCACAGGCUGGAAAAGCAAGUGGAACCUCUGGCACCAGACUUGCCAAGUGCUCCGUGGGUUUUUUGGCUUAGAAUUUUGUAUCUUAGCAAUCAGCUCCCAAAUGCUUCCCAAAGGUCUUCCAAGUUUGUUCAGGUAACUUCAGCACAGCAUUCAAGUUGGGGCUUUCUCUCUUUAACUUUGCUUUGCCAGAUAUUAGAGGUCUUUUGCAGCCUAAACAAUUCCAUGAUGCUGUGCAGGUCAGAGACUUGCAGUGUUAUGACAAGCUGUGUGACAUUAAGGGAACACAGUUUAAGGCUGCCACAGAGAUGUGGCAGGGUGGUGGGGGCCAAGCAGGAGUGAAACCCCAGUGCAGGUUUGCAGGUAUAGAAUCAGAAGAUUCUGAUCUGGCAGGAAUCCACAGGGAUUGUCAAGUGCAACUCCUGGUCCUGUAAAGGACAGCCGCAAAUACCACACCAAGUGUGUGAGAGCACUUUCCAAAUGUUUCGUGAUAUUAUCAUAAUUUCCAUGACAUGCAUUUGAAGCAUAGAGAGCCUGAAAUGUAAUUGUUCUCAGCAGACUUUUAAACAGUUGUCAUGUCUUACUCAUUCUGGAAUGAGUACUGGAAGCAAGGUCUGGUAGCAAAUCCCACACUGGCCCUGUGCUGUUUUCUGGGAGAGCAGUCACACUGUGUUCAAAAUUGUGUUUGCUCUAGGUGACGAUCCUGCAUGCUUUCUGUCAGUAAAAACCCUGAAACAUUUCAAGAGCUCAUUUGUUUCCAAGCAUAAGAUGUGAUGGAGGAGAGAAUGGUGCCAUCAGUUUGUUCUGUGAGGUUUGUUUAUUCAGCCACCUUAUUCCCACAGUGUGUGUGGGGAUGUCACACUGCAGCCAGUGACAGCCCUGUGAGUGCGUCUGUGGGUGGCUCAGCCCAGGGGGACAGGGGGACAAAACCCCCUGCAGUGGUCAGGCACAGGACUCCAUGAGUGCACUGGCCUGCACCCUGUGUACCUGUAACCCUCUUCUCAUCCCCAGGGUAUCUGUUUUCCCACACUGCUCCCUGGGGAACUCUUCAAUCCCUGCCCUUGGCUCUUUCUCUGGACACUUUCCUUGCUCGCCUUCGCUGGGCUGAGGUGCAGGAGAGUUCCUUCCAUGUCACCACUCCUUGCUUGUUCCCUGGGAUGGAAGGCAGAUAUCCAUCCAUCCAUCCAUCCAUCCAUCCAUCCAUCCAUCCAUCCAUCCAUCCAUCCAUCCAUCCAUCCAUCCUUUCAUCCAUUCCAGACACAGGAACAAGCGCCAUGCCAUAAAAAUUCGUUGUUUGUCACCCCUGGGAUAAGAAGCCUGCCAUUUCUGUGUGGGGGCUGGCACCUGCAUGUACCAUGUCCUGCAGGGAUCAGUCACUCUUGCUCUUUAAAACUGAAGGUUACUUCCAGGAAGCAACAAUAGUUUGGGCCUAGAUAAUGCAAACUUUCAUUCCUCCCUGUGUCUCCAGGACCAAAUCUAGCUGUUAUUUGGUUUGGGGCACAUCCAGAUGAAAUGGGUCUCCUGAGAGCAUUCAGGCUAGAGAUGAGCUCGGUGUGCUGAAUAAUUGUGUCAGAAUAAUUGGAGGCAGAAUGGCACCAUGUAAUAAUUUAUUUAAGUAAGCAAUUAUUAAAAUAUUGUGGGAUGCCUUGAGGUGAUAAGGUGCAGAGGCCUGCAGAGCUUGUCUUCUUGCAGCAGAAUGGAUUGAUAGUUCUUCCAGAGCAUAUUGUGAUCCAGAUCUGCCUUCAGGAUGAUUUUGGGUGUAUGUGAUUUGUUUGCCUCAUAAAACAUCAUUCAGAGUUGCCAUUUUGGGGACACUACCUAAAUUAAUAAAUGAACUGUUACUGCACUCAUUAAACUCAACAGGAAAGGUGCAGCAGGAGGAUGUCAGCUGAGGAAGGACCUCCAAGCAGGCAGGGUGAUGUGCUUGGGAAAACCAUCACACGUAUGGCAGCUUCAGUUUAAAUGAAAGAUCAAGAUUGGCACAGGGGCUGUGUGUAGCCUGCUUGCUGUCCUUGGGCUCCUCUGCCUUUCUUCUUCCAUCUCAUCUCCAAAGACAGGGGAUUGUCCUACCCCCAUCCCCCUAACAGGCCUGCAGACAAAAAAUUAAGAAAUCCUGAUGAAAUCUUGCCUGCAGGUCUGUCUUGAAACUCUUCAUGCAGGUGUGCUGCAAAUUCUGUCAGAGGUUGGUACCAGCUGUGGCGGCUGAGGGUCUUCCCUGUCUUUGGGAAGAGCUCUUGGAGGAAGGCUUGAAGGCUUGCUUGCUCCCUUUGGAGAGUGGGAGCCAUAAGUGUGACCAUACCAUGCUGUUAAUUGGGAUUCUAGAAAAGCUAGAAAAGCUCUGUGUGAUGAGAGAAGUCAGAUCAAACUUGAUGGUGAAAAAUUCCUUUUAAGAGGGCAUCAGAUCUUCAAAAGAUCCUUUCUCUGUCCCAGCUGGAGUGCAGUGGUGAUGAUCAUGGUACCAUAGGAUGGUUUGAGUUGAAAGAGACAUUAAAGACCUGUUCCAACCUCCUGCAACGUGCAGGGUCACCUUGAUACAUUGGUUAAUCAGUGUUGGAAAAGACUACAUCAUCAUAAUCCGCCUCGCCCCAUUUGAAAAUGGGGUGUAAUAAAUCCAUUACAGAUGCUGUUGGGUUAUUUGAUUCUGUCUUAAAAAAACCAUAUUUAUAUUGCAAAAGAACGUCAGUUUAAUGGGUUUUUUCCAAUUCCCAACUUCUGCAGUGAUGUGAUUACAGGAGCCGCUCAGGUUUCUCACUAGGAAAGCCUUUAUGCCCCUACAAAGGGCUUGUUUUCUGGUGAAUAAUCUGGGAGUUUGAAUAGUGAAUAAGCUCUAAAGCCCCAGAAAACCAAAAGAAAAGCAAAACAAAAGGCAGCCAAGCAGAGCAGGAGGCUGUGGGAAGAGCUUAGGCUCUGCCUGAAGCACACUGUGUCUUGCCAAAGGCCAAAAUUAGGAGAGAAAUCGUGAAAGCACAAUUUCUCACUGUCAUACCUCUUAACAGCUGUCACAGCUCAGGGUCCAAAGGUGACUGUCAAAGCUGAGAUGUAAAACUGUGCCCAUGGUGAUUUAAAACUCCUGAGGGCAGGGUGCGAGAUGUGGUGGUCCAGGGAAGGACUAUUGGAUAAAAAUCCACAGAAACUCUACUUUUUUCCCAGGAAUGUCAGGUGUCUCAUCAUUUUCAGCCUCUGCCUGGGACUUACCUGCCUCUCAGCAUUCUUCCAUAUGAAGAAUAAUUACAGGAUCUCAAAGAGCCAGGAGGAGCUGCUGAUCCCUCCCACGCCAUGCCAUGCCAAGACAAACGUCAUGUUCCUCAAAACCCACAAGACUGCCAGCAGCACUGUGCUCAACAUCAUGUUCAGGUUCGCAGAGAGGUACAACCUCACUGUCGCCCUCCCUGCUGACCAGCUCUUGCACCUGGGAUACCCAAGGACUUUCGUGGCCCAGUUUGUGGAGGAUUUUAAAACCAUAGGCCAAAAUUACAACAUCAUGUGCAACCACCUGCGGUUUAACCCUUUGGAGGUAAAAAGGGUGAUGGCAGCCAACACCUUCUACUUCUCCAUCCUGAGGAACCCCAUUCCUCUGCUGGAGUCUUCCUACAUCUACUACAAGAACAAUGCGCCUGCCUUCAGUAACUCCAAGAAUGUGAACGACUUCCUGGCAUCACCAACAAAGUAUUACCACCCAGAAAGUUACAGGGAAAACAUCUACGCCAGGAAUAUCAUGUGGUUUGACUUUGGCUACGAUAACAACGCGGAGGAUGACACGCAGUACACCCAGGCUGUCCUGGAGGAGAUUGAACAGAACUUCCACCUCAUCUUGAUAGCAGACUACUUUGAUGAGUCCAUGAUCCUCUUGAAGCACACUUUGUGCUGGGAUCUGGAUGAUGUAAUUUACUUCAAGCUCAAUUCCAGAAGCCAGGACACUGUCCAGACGUUGACUCCAGAAAGCGAGGAGCAGAUAAAAACAUGGUGCUCACUGGACUGGAAGCUGUACCUGCACUUCAACCAGAGCUUCUGGAGAAGAAUUGAGGAGACCAUAGGGCUUGAGGUGCUGAAAAAGGAGGUGGAUCACCUGCGGGCCAGACAGAAGGAGCUCAUGGAGACUUGUCUCUCAGAGCAGGAGGCAGUGAGGAAAAAGGACAUCAGGAAUAAAGCUCUCCUGCCUUUCCAGUCAGGGGCUGCAAACAUCCUGGGUUACAACCUCAAACAAGAUUUGGAUAACAGGACUCUGAGAACCUGCCUGAAAAUGGUGAUGCCAGAGCUCCAGUACACAUCCUACCUUUAUGCUGUCCAACACCCCCACAAGAAGAGGAAAGAUGUGGAACUCCCAUUGCUGUGGACCAACCUCCAGGAGAGGAGUGUCCAGCUCCCAAAGUCCAACUAGGACAUGUGGCAACCCACUGUGGCUUCCCACUGCUUUGCAUCACCCCUUGUCUGACUCACAACUGACCCACAGGAUUCUUGUGCAUGAGGGGGAGGCAGUGGAGGCUUUGUUUAGGGUCAGCAAGUUGGUGGUUGGUCUCUUUUUGGGGACCUUGAGCCAAAGGUUUUGCAUUGAGUAGAUCCUGGGUGAUCCCACCUGCCUGCUCCCAGCUGGAGGAAGCCAGGCUGGCUGCAGCUGGCUAAGACAUUCCAGCCUCUUAAUCAUUAAUCACGAGCGUGAUCAUUUGCCUUCAUUUGAUUUUACUUGAUAUCCAUCAUUACAUCAGUCUGGUCACAGUUCACUGAA
This is a messenger RNA of Catharus ustulatus (Swainson's thrush), 9524 nucleotides long. RefSeq names its product galactose-3-O-sulfotransferase 2-like. The coding region runs from base 7890 to 9179 and encodes 429 amino acids. Lineage: Eukaryota; Metazoa; Chordata; Aves; Passeriformes; Turdidae. Gene Ontology annotation, molecular function: galactosylceramide sulfotransferase activity. Gene Ontology annotation, cellular component: membrane. The record is from RefSeq and is a predicted model, not a curated record. Gene Ontology annotation, biological process: glycolipid biosynthetic process; glycoprotein biosynthetic process. The transcript has 3 exons.